Molecule: messenger RNA, 732 nt
Organism: Aureococcus anophagefferens
Lineage: Eukaryota; Pelagophyceae; Pelagomonadales; Pelagomonadaceae
Exons: 2
Coding region: 1-732 (243 amino acids)
Molecular function (GO): protein binding
Source: RefSeq, a predicted model, not a curated record
AUGGGCGUCGGCGAGGGCACGCCGGCGCUCGUCGGCCGCGGCUGCUACGUCGUCUGCGGGCUGUUCGACGUGCGGUGCCUCGACGGCGACAGCGGCGCGGCGACCUGGACCUUCGCGCCCGGCGGCCAGAUCGGCGCCUGCGGCGGCUACGACGGCGCGCGCGUCUUCGUCGGCACGCUGCGGAAGGAGCUGGUCGCGAUCGACGCCGCGGACGGGGCGGAGCUGUGGCGCUACGAGGGCCAGGGCGAGGUCCAGUCGACGCCCGCCGUCGGCGCCUCCCAGCUCUACGUCGGCUCCUACGACGAUUGCCUCUACGCCUACGCGCUCGCCGGCGGCGCUUCGCGGUGGCGGACGUGCACGGCCGGGCGCCUCGAGGCGAGCGCGCUCGUCGUGGAGCGGCACGGCGCCGAGGUCGUCGUCGUCGGCUCGGGCGACGGCCACGUCUACGCCUUCUCCGCCGCGGGGGACGUGCUGUGGCGGACGCGGCUCGGGAACGCCGUGUCUUUGCUGCGGCAGGGCGGCGUGGGGUCGUCCGCGGCGCUCCGCGGCGACACGCUCUACGUCGGCGGGCCCGACGCCUUCUUCGCGCUGGACGCGGACAGCGGCGCGGAGCGCUGGCGGCACACGACGGGCGCGAUGGUCGGGAGUUCGCCCGCGGUCUUCGGGACCCGCGUCUACGUCGGCUGCGAGGACGGCUACCUCUACGCCUUCGACGUGGAAGACGACCCGUGA